Toxoplasma gondii ME49 is the source of this 4043-nucleotide messenger RNA. Its product is annotated as Acetyl-coenzyme A transporter, putative. The record is from RefSeq and is a predicted model, not a curated record. Gene Ontology annotation, cellular component: membrane. Gene Ontology annotation, molecular function: acetyl-CoA transmembrane transporter activity. The transcript has 15 exons. Lineage: Eukaryota; Apicomplexa; Conoidasida; Eucoccidiorida; Sarcocystidae. Bases 772 to 2589 code for a protein of 605 amino acids.
GGAAAGCAAAAGAAGAAGAAAGGAAAGAAAAGUCGACCCUCUCACAUCCGAGAGGCCAUGGACGCACUCGGAGACCGAGAGAAGACACACCAGCACAAAUACGCAGAGAAGCAGCAACGUUCGAGCAGCCGACGCUAGCGAAACACAAAGCAUUGCCAGAAAGAGACAACUGUGGCUAAAAAAUGGAGAAGAAUCUCGAAGAGACAUAGACGGGAGAGUGAGCACAAACGUUCCCCACUGCCUCAGCUCCCGCGCUCUGUCUUCUCUGUGGAGUUCUGUCUCUCCUCUUUUUCUUCGCUUUCUGCUUUUCUUCCUGUGCUGCUUCUUCCUGUGCGGCUUCUUCCUUUCCUUCUUCGUUUUUUUCUUGGUUUUUUUCUUGGUUUUUUUCUUGUUUUUUUUCCCGUCCGGAGCUUACCUUUUUCUUCGGUGUCCUCUCUUUGAGCUGCGCUAGCGGCGGCUUCAGAGCGCACUGCCCUCGCCUGGAGGGGGGUGUGUGGAGCUCCGUCGUUACUUUUUUUCUCGAAAUUAAUUUUGUCCACACACUGGGCUCGCGCUCUCCAUAUUUUCAUCAAGACACAGUAGCAGCAGCGGCCGCAGGUCCUCCUUCUCCGUCCUCUCUUCGUUCCUUGUCUUUCUGUCUACUCCUUACUUUCGCUCUACUCUUCUCUCUCCGUUCCCCUCUCCUGCUUUCUUCUCUUCCCUCUCUCAGUCCCUGCUCUCCGUUCGUCCUUCUCUUCUCUCUCGGCUGCGACGUCUCUCUGGGGUAUCAAAAUGUCUGCCUCUCUCAUGGAGAGACUCCUCGGGCGCGAUGGACCGUCCAUCGCCCUCCUCUUCCUUCUCUACACUCUCCAGGGCAUUCCGAUGGGAUUGAGCGGCAGUGUGCCGUUUCUGCUCUCGGGGAAAAUCUCCUACAAGCAACAGUCUCUGCUCUCUCUCGUCUCUCUUCCUUUCAGUCUGAAACUGCUCUGGGCGCCGCUGGUGGACGCGCUGCACUCGCCGCGGAUCGGCCGCCGUCGCUCGUGGUUGCUUCCUGUCCAGUUUCUCGCGGGGACUUUGAUGAUUUGGGGAGGUGCCUCCUCGCGCGUUCUCGCCUGGAUCGGAGAUGGGCCUGACCAGUCCGAACCAGACGUCGAGAGUCUCACGCUGUUUUUCGGAGUGUUGUACUUCCUCAUGGCGACUCAGGACAUUGCAGUCGACGGAUGGGCGCUGACGAUGCUCAGUGAGGGCAACAAAGGCUUGGCUUCGACAUGCAACACCGUCGGCCAGACGCUGGGCUACUUCGUCUCUUACGUCGGCUUUCUUGCCCUCAACGAUCCCCAAACUUGUCAACGUUUCCUCCCCGCCUUUCUUCUCGGCGACGCCUUCGCGGACGAAAAGCCGGGCGCACUGAUCGACCUCGCAGGAUUCCUCAGGUUUUGGGGAUGGGUGAUCGUCGCCACGACUGUCGCGGUUCUGCUCUUUUUCCCGGAGAACUGCAGCAGCCGCGAAACGCAGAGAGUCUCCAGCUCUGCAUGCAGAAACGAGUUGCCGCGUGCAGAGGCGACGCUCGCUGUCGGGCCGCUGGGCGCUCCAGGCGAGGAAGUUCACUUUUUCACGGAAGAGAUUUUGGGUGGAGUUUCAGAGAACGGAGAAGGCCAAGGCGGCGUCCAAGGCGUCCAAGGUGCCCAGAGGACCCUCCGCAGAAGAGGCGCUCAUCCAGACGCGAAUCCCCAGAGUGCCGCGACGCUCGCUGAAGCCACUGGAGCCGCCGAGCCUGAAGGCGUCCUUGAGUCUUACUCUCUCCUAUGGCAGCUUCUUUUCUUGCCGCCGGUGCGGACGCUGGUGGGGCUGCUGCUGACUUGUCGCGUAGCGUUCGCAUGCGUCGACGCAGCCACUCAGUUGAAGCUGAUCGAGCGCGGCGUAAAGAAAGAAGACCUCGCUCUUUUCGCGCCUCUCUUCCUUCCACUCGGAAUCGUUUGCCCGAUGAUGGUGAGCAGGUUCCUCCGCGGCCGGUUCCCGCUGCGACUCUUCUCCUGCGGCUACCUUCUCCGAAUGGGGAUGUGCCUCGUCUGGGCGGGCGCAGUGGCGAUGACAGGGCAUCUCCUCGCAGACGACGGAGGUGCGCAGAUGUCUUCUUCUCACUGGGCAGCGCUCUACGGCGCCAUGUUCCUCAUCACGGGCGUCUACAGCGUCUGCUCGGACCUCAUGUUUGUGUCGCAAAUGGCUUUCUUCGCCCAGGUGUCGGAUCCGCGCAUUGGAGGCACUUACAUGACCUUUCUCAACACAGUCACCAACCUCGGAGUGAAGUGGCCUCAUACCCUGAGUCUCCUCCUCAUGGACGUCGUCGGAGUCCAAGAUUGCUCAGACGCCUCCGACGCGACAUCUGAGGUGAUGGGAGGCGCUGCGCCGACUUGCCGCGUAGUGCUCGACGCCUACUUCGUGCAAGUAGCAGCCUGCUUCCUCGCAGGCGUUCUCUGGCUGGCCCUCUGCUGGCGCCGCGUCGAGGCCUUGCAGCAGGUGCCUCUCUCUGAGUGGCGGGUGGAGAUUCGUCGGCCGAACUCGUCGCGAGGCGACUCCGACGGAACCGAGCUGAAGAGAGUGGAGAAGUGAAAUGGAGCGUCGAGAGAACUUUCUCCCUUCCAGGCGAGAUUCUUCUCUCUUUCGCCUGAGAACCAGCAAGCAGAGGAUGCGCGCGAGACGUGACUAGGAAGAAAACGAGAGAAAGGGGAGAGCAACGCGGAAACGGUGGCACGAAAAGACAACGCAGAAGUCGGUCUCUUCUUCGCGAGGCGUCCUGUUCCGUGACAGAGAGACAGAGAUCGACUGCUGCGGUAUCUCGUCCGUUCACUGCUUUUGCACCGUUUGCCUUCCCUUUGUUUCGCGUAAACUCCUUCUUUUCUCCGGAAAACGCCGUGGAGAAAGACGGCAAGCAGGAGAGGCGCUCGACGAGCAGACGAGAAACGAGGAAGAAGCCAGCAGAUCCUCUCGCUUUAUCUGGUGCCUCUUGUUCGCGGAAAUUUCUUUGGGAGGCCCACAGCCACUGUCUCUCUGUCAGCUCUCGUGCGGUUCCUGCUUGUACGUUUCCUGGCGUUGUUUCUUUGUCUCCGGAAAAGGUUUUCGUCUCCGUUCCGGAAGGAGAGCCCACGAGCGACUGCGCAAGCCCCGAGCCACUCUGCGCGGACACUGUGCUGCGGAGACGCUUGGUUUUCUCUGUGUUCGAGCGAAACGAAAACUCAGCACCCCUUUUCGCCUCUGUCGAAACAUGUGUGUGUGUGUCUCGAGGCUCUCGCGCCUACAUCGUCGGCGCAUGGGCGCGGAAGAGCGGCGGAGAUGCUGGAACAGAGAAGCGGGGAUGCGCCACCACGCAAAGGAAAUACGAAGGCGGAGAGAAGAAAUGUUUCCGAGGACUCGGAACGCGUUGCGAGUUCCCCUCUAAAGCGCAGUUGAGAGACGAAGCACUGACCAGGACAGAAACCGCAGAGAGAACAUGCUGAGAGGCAGAGAAGAGAGAGCUGAGGAGUGGAAAGAGAAAGAACGGAGAAACUGGAAGCGAGAGAACGAGGGGGAGGCAAUACGGGGAAACAGGACAGAGAGAGGGCGGCGAGGCGCGCGGAACGAAGAGAGAGACGAGAAGCGAAACGAAAGCGAGAAAGCAGAGAGAAAAGGAUGUGCAGUAGUGGAAUGGCUUUCGACAGCUGAAAGGGGUGGACAGGAUUAUUAUCGUUUUCUCUAGGGAAGAGUAUGGGUCGAGGAUAUUCGUUUUCUCUGGAAAAUGCGCUAGUCGACAGAAACGCGACGCUAGGAAAGUGCAAGCGCUUAAGUGACCUAGGAGCACUGAGACCGGCCCAGAACUCCAGUUCCCUGUUUAACAAGUUCCCAAGAUAGCCUCACCGAAUGCACUUUCGGCCAGUCUUCCUUACUAGAGAGGAAAACUCAACCUCGCCGUGACCGUGGACCGGAGAACAAAACUCAGUCAAAUCAACGAGACGAAGAUAACUACCGCGGUGCUUCCACCAAAAGAUACUUGUGGCCGGAGUCGCAGGUCACCGAUUUCACAUACGAAU